AAGUAGUUCAAAACUACCAAGUUUUUGGUUCCCGUUGCUCAUUGCCUGCCUCCUUCGUCCUUCCCUUCCUCUUUUUCUCGGAAAACAACCCCAAACGAAAGCUUCGACGCGUGGUUUGACCUCUUUGAUCUUCCUCAUCGUUACUCGCAUGUCUCUUUCUCGGUCUCUCUCUCUGAGCUUCGUUUCGUGAUCUUUCUUAUUGCCCUCCUUUUGAUAGUAUUCUUCCUGCAGAACUCAACGAGAGUUUCCAAGAAAAAUCAUAACAAGAAUUCCUCAUGAAUCUAGACGUCCUAGUCGAUCUUUUGAGAGCAGCUCGUUAGAAUUCUGGGUGCUCUUUUUGCAUAUACGAUAUGGGUUCAGAGCCGAUCGCGAGUACUACUGCUAAUUACUACCUGCAAAGCUUCAGGCUUUAUGAGACCUUUUCGAAGUAUUAUAUUAUAGGAAGAGACAAGAAGCGAGCCUUUUGGAAAGUGUUGAAGAUUGACCGGUUGGAGUGUUCUGAGCUAGACAUUGAUGAAGAUUCUGCAACAUACUCAGAAAAUGAGUGCUCGGACCUAUUAAAACGGCUAGAUGAAGGAAAUAAGAUAACAGGUGGACUUAAAUUAGUCACGACUUGUUAUGGGAUCAUUGGGUUUGUCAAAUUUCUGGAACCUUAUUACAUGCUGCUUAUAACAAAAAGAAAGAAGAUUGGUGAAAUCAGUGGCCAUAAGAUAUAUGCCAUUACAAAGAGAGAGAUGAUUCCCAUUCCAAAUCCUACCGUCAGGACCUUGAUGGCUCAUUCUAAGAACGAGAACAGGUACAAGAAGCUUCUUUGCACAAUGGACCUUACAAAGGACUUCUUUUUCAGCUAUUCAUACCAUGUCAUGCGUAGUCUUCAGAAGAACCUGUAUGAUUAUAAGACAGGACAACACCUCUAUAAAAAAAUGUGUGUUUGGAACGAAUUCUUAACAAGUGAAAUCCGAAAUAGACUUGGCAAUACUCUCUGGACAGUUGCUUUAGUUCAUGGCUUCUUUAAACAGGUCAAACUUUCUGUACCUGGAAGGGACUUCAAGUUGACCCUCAUUGCCAGACGCUCACGUUGUUUUGCAGGCACUAGAUAUUUGAAACGUGGUGUAAAUGACAAAGGUAGAGUAGCUAAUGAUGUUGAGACAGAACAGAUCGUCUCUGAAGAUCCUGCUGAAGGGUGCCCAACGCAAAUGAGUUCUGUGGUGCAAUAUCGUGGUUCAGUCCCAUUGUUCUGGUCCCAGAAUGCUUUGGGAUUUCGUAAAUUUAGACCUGUGUUUUCUUUACGAGCGGAACAACAUAAUUAUGAAGCCAUGGGACUUCAUUUUAGAAAUCUUGUCAAGAGAUAUGGAAAGCCAAUAGUUAUAUUGAGUUUGCUUAAGACACGUGGAAAGAAGCGUGCUGAAAAAACUCUUGGGGCAACCUAUGCAAAAGCCAUCGCGUCCAUAAUUGAUAACUUACCAGAGAUGAAUCACCUAAGAUUUUGUCGAUGGGAUUUACAUACACACAUGUACUAUAGAAGACCUAUAUAUGAGUUGCAACAGUUAGGAGACUUGGCUGCUGAUACAUUGGACUCAACUGGCAUCUUCUACUGUCAAGUACCCCCAAAAUUAUGGCAGGAUGGAUUUUUAAAUUUAUCCUACUUUGAUAAAUAUAAUGGUCACAAUUCUUUAGAGGAUCUCUUUAAUAAAAAUGGGGAUGCUGGUAACUUGGAAGCAAAUUUUACUGAUGGUGGUGGAGGCUGUGAUGCAAAUGAAAACUAUGGCGUCAAAUGCAUGUCUCAAAAAGGGGUCCUGAGGAGCAACUGCAUGGACUGCUUAGAUCGCACAAAUGUUGUCCAAUAUGCGUAUGGACUAGCUGCCCUUGGACGUCAGCUGCAUGCUUUAGGAUUUAUAGAAUCCCCAUAUAUUGAUCUUGAAGAUCCUUUGGCAGAGAACUUAAUGACAGUUUAUGAGGCUAUGGGUGACACACUUGCACUACAAUAUGGUGGUUCCCCAGCACACAAUAAGAUAUUUGCUGAUAUUAGAGGUCAAUGGAGACCGGCAAUUGAUUACCAAGAUCUCAUUACAACCGUAAAACGAUAUUGCAGCAAUGCUUUCUUGGAUUUCGUGAGACAGGAUGCAAUGAAUCUGUUCUUGGGUUACUUUCGUCCACAACAGGGAAAGCAAGUUCUGUGGGAGUUGGAUUCCGACCAGCGUUACAAUGUUGGGAGGUCAUCUUUUAAGAGGUCCCUGUCAGAUAGUGAUAUUCGCUCUAUGAGUAACUCACCUAUGGUGAGCACAGAUGUAACGCUUAAUCCUCCUUUUUCUGGAAAAGUGCGAGGAAGCAGCAUGAAUCUUUUAGGUUUCCUGGCAGACAUCCAAAACCAGCCUUUGCAUGACCAAGCUCAAGGAGGUAGCACAAGUAUUUUAGCGUUCAUGCCAGAGAUCUCAACUGGCACCAGGCUGUCUCCAGGUUGCAUGCAAGAGGACCAAAGCCUGAAAAGUGACAAUAUUUAUGAUGAGGAAACUAGAGAUGCAUCUGCUCACUCAAGUUUAUUUGAUAUGGACUGGCAUUCUUCAGCUGGAAAUUCUUUUUAUGAAGCAAAUGAAAGGUGCUUUUCAUGUGAGACUAUAAUUCAUCGAAUGAAGGGAGUAUUGCGUGGUGGAUAUUCUGAAAGCUUUGUAAAGUGGGUCUUUCAUGGGGAGGCACUGUUCCUUAGAAGUUGACUGAAGAGGCACUCUUCCUUAGAAGACUGAAAAAGAUUAGUUACUUGACGGGUAUUUGUUGAAUUGAGAAUUAUUUGGCAUCUUCUCUGAUGUCUAUAAUUAAAACUUGCUUACAUAAGCACUAGUUUUUAAGAGAACAUUUUAUAAUAGAAUGAAAAUAUCACACGUCUAACUAAUUUGUUGUAGCCUGUAGGUUAUAGAUGAAUUGUGAAUAUCGCCAAUCAACUUAUGAUGAUGAGGAUCUGGAGAACAACAUUAUAGAUCCGAAGAAUCAAGAUUAUGAGAUUCCAUUCAUAAUCUCAAUCUUGGAGACUCUGUUGGAGGACCACCGUUAGCAUUCAGAGGAAUAUCUUUUAACACAAAAUGCAAAUACUUGGACAACAACAAUACAUCUUCUUUUUUACUCUUCACAGGCAUUAUUAACCGUCAUUGGCUUCUCAGAAAAUCUAAGUCAUCUAAAUUCUUUACUCCUUUGAAAGUUCAGAGGCAAAAUGUAGUGAAAAUAGGCAUGCAAUUCGAUUAGUAGCAUUCAGGAGAUUCAUAAAGCAUGUCUUGCAUUGCUUGGAAAUAUCAGAUUCUUGAACAGAUCAAAAUAAAGCAACUCUCUUAAAGGCACCAACUACAAAGUCAAAAAUCCCUGAAAUUAUACUAAGCCGUGCCCAUAAACAAGUUCAUAUCACAAAAGAAAUUGAUCAAACUUGGAAAGCUAACUCAAAAUUAUGGCAG
Molecule: messenger RNA, 3437 nt
Organism: Juglans regia (Persian walnut)
Lineage: Eukaryota; Viridiplantae; Streptophyta; Magnoliopsida; Fagales; Juglandaceae
Product: phosphoinositide phosphatase SAC2-like
Exons: 16
Coding region: 351-2711 (786 amino acids)
Biological process (GO): phosphatidylinositol dephosphorylation
Cellular component (GO): intracellular membrane-bounded organelle
Molecular function (GO): phosphatidylinositol-3,5-bisphosphate 5-phosphatase activity
Source: RefSeq, a predicted model, not a curated record